AUGGGCCCGAGAGAGAAGCCAGCAAAGGCAGCUUCGAAGGACAACGCAGCAAAGGCAGCUGACAAAGUAGCAAAGGCAGCUGAGAAGCUUACUCCUCAGAAGCGCGCUGCGGAGGCUCCUCCAGCCGAUGCUGCUGCUACCACAGCCGAUGCUGCGCCCCGUUCUCCGCUUCUUUCGCCAACGUCGCCUGCUGCUGUGCCACCUGUCCAUCCACCGCCCGGGAGCCCUGCAGCUGCAAAGUCGCCAUCUGUCACAGCUGGCAUCCCUCCAGCGCCUCUUGCAGGCUUGACCCCGCGCCGUAGCAGCAAGCCCAAGCUUGCCAAGAACAAGCCGGCAGACGUUCCCAAACCGUUUGAGGUGACUAUCCUGCAGUAUGCGACCAACGGGGCUCGGGUGAACCCCGACUUCGAACCUGACGAAAGCGCCUAUGUGCUAAUUCUUGAGCACCCAGGCAGUAAGCAGCAUCCGAGUUGCUUGUACCAGUUCAAGGACAACUUGGGUGCCUACUUGCAGAUCUUGCACACCCAAGACCCCGAGACACCAUCCGAGCUCAUCAAGCUUGCGGAGUUCAUGCAAGUUCAUGCCGCCUUUGGCAGUGCACCAACCUGGGCAAAGAGCCUCUACACUGAGUGGCGGAGGGCCGUCUGGGCCAAUUGCUGCUUUGACGUUGCUGCACAACUUUGCGGCUUGUGGCUUCAGCUCCGCACUCCGAAUCUUCGCAACAUCGACCUGCACGUCUACUCCCCUGCCGAGUUGACUCAUGUCGGCGACAGCAAUCCGAACCACAGCCUGUGGAGUGCUGCGCCUCCUGCCAGCCGCGGACACCUCACGCUCAGCUGUCACAAAUCCCAGUUCACAGACGUGUUUCUCCGCUUGACCGGAAACACAUUUCCGUUAAAAGAAGCGAUGGACGAAUUGGACAUCGAGGGCGCAAACACCGCCGACGGGUAUGUGCGGACUACCCACCCCUUAGACUUCAACAACCGCUUCGACUUGGAUCUACUGGCCUCCAUCCGCAGCAUUCUUGCAGAGACCUUCCAUGUCGUGCUCAUCGCCAAUGAUGUUGCCCCAGCCCACGAAGCAACUCUCCGUGGCUACUUCCCUGAGCCUGAGGCCACCGGCUGA
Molecule: messenger RNA, 1125 nt
Organism: Cladocopium goreaui
Lineage: Eukaryota; Dinophyceae; Suessiales; Symbiodiniaceae
Source: the annotation of a GenBank genome assembly